ACACUAAAUUGACACAGACAAAAAAAAAUAGCAGACAGCAUUAGAUGUUAUUUCAACAUUUAAGGACACUGAAACAACGACAGGUUAACUUCAAAUUGAAUGGCUUUUCGGAAGGCAAUCUGUAAACCAUCAAGCUUCUUUUAUUUCGCUAUAAAACACAAGUCAACUCAAAAACAAAGUUUUUCAGGUCAGGGAGUAUGUUUGUCCUACAGAAAUUACCAAGAGCCUGGCAGUUCAGGGCCUCCUGUAGUUAUAACUCAUGGUCUUAUGGGAAACAAAGAUAACUGGCACUCUUUAUCAAAACUGUGGGGUAAAAAGGGAAGACAGGUUAUAACAGUUGAUGUCAGGAACCAUGGUGAAAGUCCACACACUCAAAGUAUGGACUAUUUUCUAAUGAGUGAAGAUAUUAUUAACCUAUUAGAUGAAUUGUCAAUAGAUAAGGCUUGUUUACUGGGACACAGUAUGGGCGGGAAAAUGUCCAUGGUCACAGCUCUACAACAUCCAGAGAGAGUUGACAGUUUAAUUGUAGUAGAUGUUUCACCAACAGUUAGUCCCAGAGCUAAGACAUAUCCAGCCUUCUUACAAAUGAUGCUGAAAAUUCAAGUACAGUUAUACAUGCAGCAAGAUCUCCCUGUAUCUGAGGCUAGAAAGAUUGCUAUCAACAUGUUAAAGGAAGUCGAACCUGAAUCACUUGUAAGACAGUUCCUAGCAUCUAACCUCAUACAGAAAAAUAACAGAUUUGUGUGGAAGGUGUACCUGGACAGUAUUAUAAACAAUUUUAGUGAUAUUUGUGGUUUUCCUCAGUUUACAAAUGUGCAAUAUGAUGGACCUACUUUGUUUGUGGGAGGAUCUGAAUCUAAAUAUAUAAGCGAAUCAGAAGAACCAGAAAUUAAAAGACUUUUCCCUAAAUCUCAGAUACAACACAUAGAAGGUGCUGGCCACUGGGUUCAUUCUGAUAAACCUUCAGCUUUCUUAGAUGUAGUUAACAAAUUCUUAAAAGAACAUCAGGAAUAAUUUAUAUAUUUAUUACAUUUUUAUAUUUAACAUA
This is a messenger RNA of Mytilus trossulus (common blue mussel), 1048 nucleotides long. RefSeq names its product sn-1-specific diacylglycerol lipase ABHD11-like. Gene Ontology annotation, molecular function: carboxylic ester hydrolase activity. NCBI's taxonomy places the organism in Eukaryota, Metazoa, Mollusca, Bivalvia, Mytilida, Mytilidae. Gene Ontology annotation, cellular component: mitochondrion. The transcript is spliced from 6 exons. Bases 100 to 1014 code for a protein of 304 amino acids. The record is from RefSeq and is a predicted model, not a curated record.